Messenger RNA from Pyricularia pennisetigena, 864 nucleotides. RefSeq lists its product as uncharacterized. The record is from RefSeq and is a predicted model, not a curated record. The transcript has 3 exons. Bases 1 to 864 code for a protein of 287 amino acids. Gene Ontology annotation, molecular function: S-formylglutathione hydrolase activity. Gene Ontology annotation, cellular component: cytosol. Gene Ontology annotation, biological process: formaldehyde catabolic process. Lineage: Eukaryota; Fungi; Ascomycota; Sordariomycetes; Magnaporthales; Pyriculariaceae.
AUGGCCUUCACAACCAAGGCGACAAUUGCAUCAUUUGGCGGGCGUCUGCUCAAGCUCUCCCACCAGUCGUCCGUCACAGGCACCGAGAUGGCAGUGAACCUUUACCUGCCACCACAGGCCAACAAACAAAAGGUCCCGCUGCUCUUCUACCUGUCGGGCCUGACGUGCUCACCCGAGAACUGCACAGAGAAGGGCUUCUUCCAGCAUGGCGCCUCCAAGCACGGCAUCGCCAUCGCCUACCCGGACACCUCGCCGCGCGGGCUGAACCUGCCAGGCGAGGACGACAGCUGGGACUUUGGUUCAGCGGCUAGCUUUUACGUGGACGCCAAACAGGACCCGUGGAAGGGAAACUACCGCAUGGAGACGUACAUCACCGAGGAGCUCCCUAAGCUGCUCUACGAGGGGUUCGCCGACAAGCUGGACAAGGGCAAGGGCAUGAGCAUCACGGGCCACAGCAUGGGCGGCCAUGGCGCACUGUCCAUCUACCUCAAGCACCCGGGCAUGUACCGCAGCGUGUCGGCCUUUGCGCCCAUCGCGAACCCCAGCAAGUGCCCCUGGGGCGAGAAGGCCUUUGGCGGCUACCUGGGCGACGACAGGGAAGAGUGGAAGAAGCACGACUCCACGGAGCUGGUCAAGGGCUGGAGCAAGGACGAGGACCUCAAGAUGCUGGUCGACGUGGGCACCGGUGACAAUUUUUACAAGCAGGGGCAGUUGCUGCCCGAGAACUUGGAAAAGGCUGUCAAGGAUGCCGGUUUGAAGGGCUUGACCCUGCGCUAUCAGGAGGACUACGACCAUUCGUAUUUCUUCAUGGCUUCCUUUAGCGAUGACCACGUUGCGCACGCCGCCAAGUAUCUAGACGUCUAG